UUCAUUUGUUCCCCCAGACAAAACAAAAAAGAGUAAAGAGAAAAAGCAGAAGAAACCCUUGAUUUUAAUGUGGUUUGGCUGAUCGCUGUUAGGAAACAACAACCACGAUGUCGUUCCCAACAAGACUUCGUUAUAGAGCAUCUUCUCUCAUUCGUUACAAUCUAUCACUCCCUAUUACCACUAAUAUUUUAGAGGGCGUAAGUGACAUUCGUGAUGAAAGUGAUCGUACUGGAAUGCGUAUAGUCUUAGAGCUUAAAAAGGGUUCAGAUCCAUCCAUUGCUCUCGAAAAUCUGUAUCGUCUUACUGCUCUUCAAUCUAGUUUUAGCUGCAACAUGGUUAGUAUCAUAGACGGACAACCAAAGCUGAUGGGGUUAAAACAAUUGCUUCAGGCAUUCCUGGAUUUCAGAUGCUCUGUUAUUGAAAGACGUGCAAAGUUUAAGCUCUCUCAAGCCCAAGAUAGGAAACAUAUUGUAGAGGGCAUCAUUGUGGGGCUUAAAAAUGUGGAUGGCGUCAUUGAUAUACUCAGUAAAAGUUCAAGUAAUAUAAUAACUUCAGCUGCUUUGAGAAAUGCAUAUAACUUGUCUGAAACACAAGCUGAUGCUUUAUUAGGUUUGACCCUGAGAAGGCUUACUUUAAAUGAGUCAAAGAAGUACAUGGAUGAAGCUAGAUUAUUAACUGAAGAAAUUUGUAAGCUAAGUGAACUGCUGUCAAGCAAAAAACUCAUAUUAAAGUUGAUAGAACAAGAGGCAACUGAAUUAAAGAACAAAUUUUCAACUCCAAGACGCUCAAUGCUGGAAAAUGCUGUUUAGCACACCAGAUGACAUAGAUGUUACCUCUAAUGACGAAAGGCCUCAGCUUUCAGGCUCUUUGUGGGAAAUCUCUAAUUUCCAAAAAUGUGGUACCAUUGGAAAAUCUGUCGGGAUGAUGUGAAAAAUUGGUCAGGAUGUGAAACCUACUGCAUCAGCAUGAGAAGCAGAAGUGGUUUCCGAGUAACCGCGAUUGAAUUUGGUAGGAAUUGACUAUAACAAAUGCGGAAAAAGUAAGUAAUUCGGUCAGUGUAUAGUGCUUGUAUUGUCUAGCGUUAGUGAAAGUUUAAUAGAAACAGCGCCAUUGUAAGAGAACGGAACAGAUAGCGGUAGUGAACCUUUUGCAAUCUAAAAAUUGUGUAAGCUUUUGCAAUACAAAAAAAUUGUGCACUAUGAUUGGCUUACUGACAUAAACCUAGAUGAUGAUUAUCAAAGAUGUUUUUUGAUUGGUUUUAACAUUGCGAACUCAGGUUAUAGAGACUGCAGCCGGGUUGAUAUUACUUCCUGGACCUUUGAAAACGCUUUUUGGCCUGAGUAUGGUGAAAAGAAAGUACUGGUUCACUUUGGUGAGCUUUGAACCUGAGUAUG
Messenger RNA from Papaver somniferum (opium poppy), 1394 nucleotides. RefSeq names its product DNA gyrase subunit A, chloroplastic/mitochondrial-like. Gene Ontology annotation, cellular component: cytoplasm; DNA topoisomerase type II (double strand cut, ATP-hydrolyzing) complex. Gene Ontology annotation, biological process: DNA topological change. The coding region runs from base 108 to 809 and encodes 233 amino acids. The transcript is spliced from 10 exons. Gene Ontology annotation, molecular function: DNA topoisomerase type II (double strand cut, ATP-hydrolyzing) activity; ATP binding; DNA binding. NCBI's taxonomy places the organism in Eukaryota, Viridiplantae, Streptophyta, Magnoliopsida, Ranunculales, Papaveraceae. The record is from RefSeq and is a predicted model, not a curated record.